AUGAGAUUUUCCGCCGCCAACCUCGCCCUAGCCGCCAUCGCCGCGCUCAGCACCACCGCCCUCGCCUCCCCCGCGGGCCUCGACGCCCGCCAGGCCGCCAACGACGACGCCCCGAAGCCGGCGGCCGACUACUGCUGCUGCGACAGCCGGACCAACAGCUACAACUGCAAGGUGCCCGCGGCCGAGGGCGGCGCCCCGGACCCCUUCUGCACGAAGCAGCUGUGCCCGCACGACGUCGAGACGCAGAAGCAGUGCUGCUGCUGCUGGCCGAACGACGAGCCGUGGACCGUUAAGUGCAAGGCCGUGCCCAAGGACGAGGCGUGCGCGUGUCCAGCGAUUUAUUGCCCGUUCACGUGGGGCGAGCAGUACCUGCCCGGAUACCCGUGGACUUCGCCUGCUUAG
This is a messenger RNA of Colletotrichum karsti, 402 nucleotides long. RefSeq lists its product as uncharacterized. Lineage: Eukaryota; Fungi; Ascomycota; Sordariomycetes; Glomerellales; Glomerellaceae. The record is from RefSeq and is a predicted model, not a curated record. The transcript has a single exon. Bases 1 to 402 code for a protein of 133 amino acids.